AGACAUCUGGCAUCGAAUCACCAUGCAGGAGACCAUAACGCAUUUUGUUGCUACGCCUUGUCAUUGAAGGAUGGCCUGGACGCCACCGACGCGCUUUAACUGAAAUAGACGGCCCUCGCAGAUAGUAACGCUCAUCUCAGAUACACUUUCCAAUCCACAUCAACUACUUUCGACUUCUUUCGGCGAUACAUCGUCUAGCAGCCGGACUCAUGGCGGGUCUCGAAGAGGCCGGCCUCACAAUCUACACUGUACGAUCAGGGGACUUCUUUCCAACAACGGAUAUAGCCCAUCCAUACCCCCCGCUCCCAUCUUCGUUCACAUUUGCGUCGACAUGUACCGAUCGGUGGAUCAUCAGGGAUCCGUUGACCCCCACAGUCCUCACCAACCCCGUUCCCACAUCCUGCCUACCUCAUAAUACCCGGCCCGUCAACAGCCCGGGCACAUGUAUUAGCAAUUACCAUAUGGUUGCACUGGCCGAGUACAGAACUACAGGUUGGACGUCAGGGGGUUUACGCGCAUGGGGUGCUGUCUGUUGUAGGGACGAGUUUUUGGCGUCAGACGCGACAGCGAGCGCUUGCAGUUCCAGCUUCAGCACACCUGUCACUGCGCUGUAUCCUUCUGAUGCCUACCCCUCUCUCAUCAGCGAUCCAGCUGGAACAGAGCCAAGAGAGUUAAGCAGGGGAGUUCAGUUGAUGACCCCAAUGAUCGUCUACUGGCAAGAAACGGAUCUUUUGCACUUCGAUCCUGGAUAUGCGGCGACACUAGCCGCAAGACUAGACAUCGACUUUACACCGACAGCCACGUUCGAAACGGCAUCCCCGUCAGACCGGAGUCAAUUCACUUCAGCUACUUCUCCGGCGGACGAUGGCGGCGAAAGGUCAUCCAAAUCGGAUCUCAGUAUCGCCGCAAAGGCAGGCAUAGGCGUGGGCAUCGCCGUCGCAGGCAUAAUAAUGGUUGUCGCCGGACUCGUACUGUACAGGAGACACUUUCGCAAGAAGGCGAGGCUCGGUCCUAAAUCUGCUUUACAAAACGAACAACCUGAACUCGUUCAAACACGCGCUGCGUAGCUUCUUCUGAUUGACGGCGAGUUGAUCCGAAGACUUGCAAGUCCAUACAUCGAGAUAAUGCAGCUACAAGUGGUAGUUCUCUUUUCAGUAUUGCUAGUCCCAUAUUACAGCACUCUUAGCUGUUCGAAAUCUGAGCCGCAUUUGCCUUGAC
This is a messenger RNA of Alternaria rosae, 1218 nucleotides long. RefSeq lists its product as uncharacterized. The transcript has 2 exons. NCBI's taxonomy places the organism in Eukaryota, Fungi, Ascomycota, Dothideomycetes, Pleosporales, Pleosporaceae. The record is from RefSeq and is a predicted model, not a curated record. The coding region runs from base 210 to 1067 and encodes 285 amino acids.